AGUCAUUUUAUUCGAAUUGUUGACUUGGCUUGGGACAUUUAAUAUUUUGGUCUGACGAGUUGGUUACGUUGUAUUAUUCUAAGAUGUUGUGGACGAUGCGCAUCGAUGGUGGACUUUGUCGAGUCAACCAUGCAGCCGUUGCUAUAAGAGAGAAUAUAUAUUCUUUCGGUGGCUAUCGAACUGGAGAAGAUUAUCAAACCUGUAGACCUAUUGACAUUCACGUUUUCAAUACAGUCACUUUGAAGUGGUUCCCGUUAACUUCGACAACAGUCGAUACCACUGAGAUACCAUUUCAAAGAUAUGGCCAUACUGUUGUUGCCUAUAAAGAUUUAGCUUAUCUUUGGGGAGGUAGAAAUGAUAAUAGAGCUUGUAAUAUUUUGUAUUAUUUUGAUGUUUUCACUAGAAAAUGGACACGUCCACUGGUUACUGGACACAUUCCCGGAGCCAGAGAUGGUCAUUCUGCUUGUGUUAUAGAUCAUUAUAUGUAUAUCUUUGGUGGAUAUGAAGAGGAUAUUCAGAGAUUCUCUCAAGAUGUUCAUCGGUUCAAUUUGAAAACCAUGAACUGGACUUACAUAGUCCCUGUAGGCGAGCCUCCUCGUUGGAGGGAUUUUCAUUCUGCUUCAUCUAUUGGUAAUAGGAUGUAUAUCUUUGGAGGACGUGGUGACGUUCAGGGAUCCUAUCACUCACAAGAAGAAGUGUACUGUAAUAAACUUAUGUACUUAGAUACAAGCAUUAUGAAAUGGGUUCAGCCAGAGAUUACUGGUAUGGUUCCGGUGGGAAGACGGAGCCAUUCGGCAUUUGUGUACAAUAACAAAUUAUAUAUUUUUGGUGGCUAUAAUGGAGACACUGUUACACAUUUUGGAGAUUUUUACUGUUAUGACCCACAGACAAGUAAAUGGUCUCAGGUGAAAAUUAGAGGAAGAGGACCCUGUCCCAGACGACGACAGUGUUGUUGUCUUAUUUCCAAUAAUCUGUAUCUCUUUGGUGGAACAAGUCCUAAUCCAAAUCAUGAAGAACAUUUCAGGGAUAUCGUAUUCCCAAACUUAGAACAGGUACUUAUAGAUCAUGAUGAUUUACACGUUUUAGAUUUCUUCCCAAGUUUGAAGACACUAUGUAUGUUUCUGGUUGUUGAAUAUGAACUUGAUCAAAGUUAUCUUCCUAAAGACAUCAAAUAUGAAAUUGGAACAAUGACCAAUUGCGUUUACAGACAUCCUACCACUGGGUAAAAGAUUUGAACUAAUUUAGUGUUUCUGAUUUAAUUGAUGUUUAAAUUUAAAUUACAUAGGUUGAGUAUCAGUUUAUUUUUAAUUAAUGUGUAAACAUCAAGUACACAUCAGUAGUUAAAUAUAACACAUUUGUGUGGAAGUUUUCCUUUUAUUUUUCAAAUAUGCAUGAUUUAUCAAAGGAAAAAAAAAUUAAAAUUAAAAAACAUUGUCUAGCUAAAACAAUAAUUAUAGAUAGAUAAAAUUAAGAAUUCAGCACAAGAUGUUUUUUGUUUUGUUAGCUAUUACUAAAUAAUUAAUUUCAUAUUUAAUUCAUAGAUAAUAAGAUAUGAUAAUUUGAAAGGAUUAAAUUGCUGAGGAAAGUUUCUUGAACAUAUCAUUAGUUUAGUAUCAACUUAUAUUCUUAGUAUAUUUAAAGAAUUUUUUUAUUUAAUAUCAAAGUGAAGAACAUUUAUUUGUUGUUUUGCAGUUUAAGUACAAAACUGAGGCCUGUGUCAAGCUAUAGGUCAUUUAAAUUGAACUGUAACUUGAUGUGCCAUAUUGAAAUUAUUUUAAAUAUAAUACUCAAUACAUUUUCUUAUAUUUUAGGAAAUCUCAAUAGUUAAUUGUGUAUUGUGUAUAAUAUACAAAAUAGUGAUUUAUUUGUCUUUUUUAAGUAACUUUAAAAAAAUUUUGUGACAUAUUUAUACAAAAUUAUUAGUUGCAGGAUUUGUAAUUUGUUUUUGCACUGAUGAAUUGCAAAUGAUAUCAGAUAAGCCUUUCAGAUUAAGUUGUUUACAUUUGAUUGAUUGCUGAAUUUAUUGUAAGAUACCUUGGAACCUAUUAUUAUCUUAAAAAAUGUAUAUUUUUUGAGGCUAUUGUUAGCAUAGACUUAUUCAUUAGUGAAUGAAUGCUAUUAAUGCAUAAUUCACUAGCAUUGCUAUGCUUAUCCUAUUGAGCUAAGAAAUUUAGAUUUAAUAGUUUGAUAAAUAAAUUGAAAAAUUGAAAUGCAGACUGCUUUGAUCAAUGUGCUGUUGUGCAGAAUUUUGAAAUUCAUUAACAAAAUACUUUUAUAAAUUUUUAAUAUUUUAUAGAUAAAUUUAUUUAUAAAUGUCAAAAGUAUUUAAAAACAGCACAUCUAGACUAUACGAUACA
This is a messenger RNA of Centruroides sculpturatus (bark scorpion), 2357 nucleotides long. Its product is annotated as kelch domain-containing protein 3-like. NCBI's taxonomy places the organism in Eukaryota, Metazoa, Arthropoda, Arachnida, Scorpiones, Buthidae. The record is from RefSeq and is a predicted model, not a curated record. Bases 84 to 1226 code for a protein of 380 amino acids. Gene Ontology annotation, cellular component: cytoplasm. Gene Ontology annotation, molecular function: protein binding; chromatin binding. The transcript has a single exon.